CUGAAAUAUCAAUCAAGUAGCGCCUAUUAUCCGGAUUUUACGAAUAAGGUAACGAAUUAGCACGCCAUAUUUUGGGAAAAUGUCGAAGCGGCAUCGGAUCGACGUUGGGGAUUCGCAUAGUAGUCGAAGAAGAGAUGAUGACAGAGAUAAGAAGCGCGACAGGUCAAGGUCGCCCCAUCGUGGUGACAUCAAGGAUGAAAAACACAAGUCUAUAUUUGAACAGUUUAACAUUCCUAAACCACAACUAGCAAUUAAUCCUUUCUCAGGUUUACCACACACACCAAGAUAUUUACAGCUUCUUGCGAAAAGAAAGACAUUGCCUGUUUGGGAAUAUAAGGAAAAGUUUGUAGAGGUGCUUAAUAAACAUCAGACCCUUGUAUUGGUUGGAGAGACUGGUUCCGGUAAAACUACACAGAUUCCACAAUGGUGUUUAGACUGGGUACGUUUACGAUAUCAUAAAAAAGGUGUAGCAUGUACACAGCCACGUAGGGUAGCUGCGAUGUCUGUGGCACAGCGUGUAUCAGAGGAGAUGGAUGUUGGUCUUGGUCAGGAAGUUGGAUACAGUAUCAGAUUUGAAGAUUGUACAUCAUCAAAAACAAUUCUCAAAUACAUGACAGAUGGUAUGUUGCUACGUGAAGCUAUGUCAGACCCACUUCUUGAGAACUAUGGAGUUGUGAUAAUUGACGAGGCUCACGAACGUUCUCUCGCCACAGACAUUCUGAUGGGUCUGUUGAAAGAGGUAGCAAAACAAAGACAGGAUCUCAAAAUCAUCAUUAUGAGUGCUACAUUAGAUGCUGGAAAAUUUCAGAAUUACUUUGACAAUGCUCCAUUGAUGAGUGUUCCUGGCAGAACCCAUCCUGUGGAGAUUUUCUACACACCGGAGCCCGAGAGAGAUUAUCUUGAAGCUGCCAUAAGAACAGUACUGCAGAUACACAUGUGUGAGGAGAUUGAGGGCGAUAUUCUGCUCUUUUUAACUGGACAAGAGGAGAUUGAUGAAGCUUGUAAAAGAAUACAGCGUGAAGUGGACAAUUUGGGGCCAGAUGUAGGCGACAUGAAAUGUAUACCAUUAUAUUCCACCUUACCCCCAAAUCUUCAGCAGAGGAUCUUUGAACCUCCACCUCCGAACAAAGCAAAUGGGGCCAUUGGCAGAAAGGUGGUUGUAUCCACUAAUAUUGCAGAGACCUCACUAACCAUAGAUGGAGUUGUUUUUGUGAUUGAUCCAGGAUUUGCUAAACAAAAGGUGUAUAACCCAAGAAUUCGUGUCGAGUCCCUGCUAGUCACAGCCAUAAGUAAAGCUAGCGCACAACAGAGAGCAGGUCGUGCUGGAAGAACAAAACCUGGAAAAUGUUUCAGACUUUACACUGAAAAGGCAUUUAAACAAGAGAUGCAGGAAAACACAUAUCCAGAAAUUUUACGAUCAAAUCUAGGUUCUGUAGUGUUACAGCUGAAAAAACUGGGAAUUGACGAUCUAGUGCAUUUUGAUUUUAUGGAUCCUCCAGCUCCUGAAACUCUGAUGAGAGCUCUGGAGUUGUUGAACUAUUUGGCGGCCCUUGAUGACAGUGGUGACUUGACGGAGCUGGGUUCCAUGAUGGCGGAAUUUCCGUUAGAUCCACAGCAAGCCAAGAUGGUGAUAGCUAGUACAGACUUCAGCUGUUCUAACGAGAUUCUCUCCAUCACUGCCAUGUUAUCAGUCCCGCAGUGUUUUGUGCGCCCGACUGAACUAAGGAAAGCAGCAGACGAGUGCAAGAUGAGAUUUGCCCAUAUUGAUGGUGAUCACCUGACACUGCUCAACGUCUACCAUGCUUUCAAACAGAACCAAGAAGAUCCACAGUGGUGCUAUGACAACUUCAUCAACUUCCGAUCAUUGAAGAGCGCAGACAACGUACGACAACAGUUGGCUAGGAUCAUGGACCGGUUCAACCUGAAGCGUAGCAGUACCGAAUUUACCAGCAGGGAUUAUUACCUGAACAUCCGGAAAGCAUUGGUAUCAGGAUUCUUCAUGCAGGUUGCACAUCUGGAGAGGACGGGACACUAUCUGACGGUGAAAGACAACCAGAUAGUACAGCUUCACCCCUCUACUUGUCUGGACCACAAACCUGAGUGGGUGCUGUACAAUGAGUUUGUGCUGACUACAAAGAAUUACAUCAGAACUGUGAUUGAUGUUAAACCAGAAUGGAUGGUACAGAUUGCUCCACAAUACUAUGACAUGUCAAACUUCCCACAUUGUGAGGCAAAGAGACAAUUGGAAAGAAUUAUAGCCAAAGUACAAGCUAAAGGAUAUGAAUAGUGCUUCUUGAAUCUUCUGUAGUGUCAAUCAACUCUGAGAUCAUUACUUUGUUACAGUUUUCAAGUCUUCGCAUUAGUUUUGUAUACAAUGGAACUGUUAGAAUAUGCCCUAAUUUGAUGGCAGUAUAUAUGGGAUCAAGUGGUACAAGACUGUACAUUAGAUUAAAUGUAUGGUUUAUCAUUUUCAUAAGGGAAAAGCUGUAAAAAUUAAAAUUGGAACUUUUUUUUAGCUCACCUGUCACAAAGUGACAAGGUGAGCUUUUGUGAUCGCGCGGUGUCCGUCGUCCGUCGUCCGUCCGUGCGUCCGUAAACUUUUGCUUGUGACCACUCUAGAGGUCACAUUUUUCAUGGGAUCUUUAUGAAAGUUGGUCAGAAUGUUCAUCUUGAUGAUAUCUAGGUCAAGUUCGAAACUGGGUCACGUGCCAUCAAAAACUAGGUCAGUAGGUCUAAAAAUAGAAAAACCUUGUGACCUCUCUAGAGGCCAUAUAUUUCACAAGAUCUUCAUGAAAAUUGGUCAGAAUGUUCACCUUGAUGAUAUCUAAGUCAAGUUCGAAACUGGGUCACGUGCCAUCAAAAACUAGGUCAGUAGGUCUAAAAAUAGAAAAACCUUGUGACCUCUCUAGAGGCCAUAUUUUUCAUGAGAUCUUCAUGAAUAUUGGUCAGAAUGUUUAUCUUGAUGAUAUCUAGGUCAAGUUCGAAACUGGGUCACGUAGGGUUAAAAACUAGGUCAUUAGGUCUAAAAAUAGAAAAACCUUGUGACCUCUCUAGAGGCCAUAUUUCUCAAUGCAUCUUCAUGAAAAUUGGUCAGAACGUUCAUCUUGAUGAUAUCUAGGUCAAGUGCGAAACUGGGUCACGUGGGUUAAAAACUAGGUCAGUAGAUCUAAAAAUAGAAAAACCUUGUGACCUCUCUAGAGGCCAUAUUUUUCAUGAGAUCUUCAUGAAUAUUGGUCAGAAUGUUCACCUUGAUGAUAUCUAGGUCAAGUUCGAAACUGGGUCAUGUGGGGUCAAAAACUAGGUCAGUAGAUCUAAAAAUAGAAAAACCUUGUGACCUCUCUAGUGGCCAUAUUUCUCAAUGGAUCUUCAUAAAAAUUUGGUCAGAAUGUUUACCUUGAUGAUAUCUAGGUCAAGUUCGAAACUGGGUCAUGUGCGGUCAAAAACUAGGUCAGUAGGUCUAAAAAUAGGAAAACCUUGUGACCUCUCUAGAGGCGAUAUUUUUCAAUGGAUCUUCAUGAAAAUUGGUCAGAAUGUUUACCUUGAAGAUAUCUAGGUCAAGUUCGAAACUGGGUCACAUGGGGUUAAAAACUAGGUCAGUAGAUCUAAAAAUAGAAAAACCUUGUGACCUCUCUAGAGGCCAUAUUUUUCAUGAGAUCUUCAUGAAUAUUGGUCAGAAUGUUCAUCUUGAUGAUAUCUAAGUCAGAUUCGAAACUGGGUCACAAGGGGUCAAAAACUAGGUCAGUAGGUCUAAAAAUAGAAAAAACCUUGUGACCUCUCUAGAGGCCAUAUUUCUCAAUGGAUCUUCAUGAAAAUUGGUGAGAAUGUUCAGCUUGAUGAUAUCUAGGUCAGGUUCAUAACUGGGUCAUGUGCGGUCAAAAACUAGGUCAGUAGGUCGAAAAAUAGAAAAACCUUGUGACCUCUCUAGAGGCCAUAUUUUUCACGAGAUCUUCAUGAAAAUUGGUGAGAAUGUUCACCUUGAUGAUAUCUAGGUCAAGUUUAAAAGUGGGUCACGUGCCUUCAAAAACUAGGUCAUUAGGUCAAAUAAUAGAAAAACCUUGUGACCUCUCUAGAGGCCAUAUUUUUCAAUGGAUCUUCAUGAAAAUUGGUCAGAAUUUUUUAUCUUGAUGAUAUCUAGGUCACAUGUGCUCAAAAACUAGGUCACUAUGUCAAAUAAUAGAAAUAACGAUGUCAUACUCAGUUGAACACUGGGUCAUGUGGAGAUAGGUGAGCGAUUCAGGACCAUCAUGGUCCUCUUGUUUCCUUGAGGGGUUUAGAGUGGGGAAAUCAAGAUGGAAAAUGGUAAGCGUUAUCUACUAGUUUACUUUAGUAAAGGGAACAACGUCUUGAUCUAGAAUUCAUAUUGGGGUCCAUCCUUUUAUGACAUUGGCACAUUUUCAUUUUUCUAUCACUUUGAUUAUUUGAAAACCAUUCAAGCACACUCAUUUACAGAUAGGCAGAUUUGUACUCCAGUUGUGAGUUUGAUGUGUAAGUUUACUGUGACAAUUGUGUCUCAAAACAUUUGUCCUUCACCUCUGAUACAUGUGGGAAAGAAUUCAGUUACUUGGAGAGAACAGGUUAGUACUUGUACAGAAUCCAGGUACACUGGUUAGGUUAACUGUCCCCUGUUGCAUCACUGAAAUACUGUUGAAAAACGGCACUAAACCCAAAACAAAGUAUAUAAUAAGUACUACUUGAAAAGGUAAGUAUAUGGGAUUCCUUGCUAAAACCUUCAAAAUUUUAGUGUAGUUCUCUUCAUGUAUGAAUCAUGAGGAAUUACUCCGAUUUAAAGUAUUCAGCAUCAUUUAAAGUAUUCAACAUCACUCGAAACUGCUUUGAAUUGACUAAAUUAGGGGCAGUCUGACAUUGACUUGAUCAGGGGCAAUCUGGCCAGGUUGGUUUAAUCAAAAACAGUCUGUCCUUUAAAUUUUAAAGAUCAAGGACUGUUUGGCCUCACUGAUUUCAUCAAGUGUAGUCAGACUUGAGAGAAGACUAAAUGGAUAUUACUCGGUGAAAUAUCCAAAGUUUAACAUUUAGCUCUCCUAGCAAAGUACCAUGGAUGAAGUACAAACAAUGAGAUAUGAGCACUUUACUUCAUGGGUGUUCUUAAUGUACAUGUAACAACAUAAAGUAAUUUAUUGUAUGUUGUGCUAUUGUUGAUAUGUUGUUAUAAAUAUAGAUAUAUAAAACAUGGUCUGAAAGUA
Molecule: messenger RNA, 5201 nt
Organism: Mercenaria mercenaria
Lineage: Eukaryota; Metazoa; Mollusca; Bivalvia; Venerida; Veneridae
Product: putative pre-mRNA-splicing factor ATP-dependent RNA helicase PRP1
Exons: 13
Coding region: 80-2287 (735 amino acids)
Cellular component (GO): intracellular anatomical structure; spliceosomal complex
Molecular function (GO): RNA binding; RNA helicase activity; ATP binding
Source: RefSeq, a predicted model, not a curated record